AUGUCAUUUGGCAGUGACCACAUGCUGGCCAAGGUGAGCAUGCCAAUUUUUCCGAUUUCUUUGUCGGUUCUGACAUGCUCCAUUUAUCAUCCUAAUGUACGCCGGCAGGUACCAUAUAUGCGGCUCUUAUCAAUAAUUCAUCGUGUUCCCUGUUUAUGCAAAAUAUAAAUAUAUAUAUAUAUAUAUAUAUAUAAACACAUCAAGAUAUGCACAUGAUUAUUUCCGACAUCAAGCACCGGACGCAAUCGCGCAUCAUUUUACAAAAUAAUGACACGGUUCUUAAAUCCAAAUGAUAUAUGAUUUUUUUUAAUUACGCUUUGACGAGUGACCCUAAUGUUCAUAUAUAAAUUACCUGGAAAUGAAAUCUCACGACUUAAAAAAGCAUACAACCCAAGCUCUGGUUGUAUUUUUACACGUUGGUCUGGAUAUUGUUUGCCUGUUGUAGUCAAGAGCAUAUGGGUUACAGAAUAUAAAAGAACAAUGUUUGCAUUUUAAUUCGAGACCCUACUUGGUUUUUUAGGAUUACUUUUACUCUAGUAACCGUGUUGACGAAGCCAUCGAAGCAUGCGAAGAAAUAUUCGGUUCCCCAAGCGGAGGAAGACGGGUGCCGUUCGCCAUGGUUGAACAAUGCCUCUUCGACCAACUAAAUAAGAUGGCUAAAGAAAAAGACGGCGUCGAGCUUGUCUUCCCGCGCCCGCUUGAGUAA
Spirometra erinaceieuropaei is the source of this 706-nucleotide messenger RNA. The record is from the annotation of a GenBank genome assembly. NCBI's taxonomy places the organism in Eukaryota, Metazoa, Platyhelminthes, Cestoda, Diphyllobothriidea, Diphyllobothriidae.